ACCCCGGCGGCGCGGGGGCCUCUGGGACGGCUCUCGGGGGCUGCCCCUCGCGUGUGCCUGACCCAGUGUGCACUGCAGCCUGCCUUUUCCUGCCGAGCCACCACUUGCGCUUUCUCCCGCGCCUGUAAGGCGACUUCCCGCGUGCCGAGGAAAUCCCCGAAUCCCGAGCGUCCGACCAAGGGCCUCGCGCACCCCACGGUCCCAACUCUGUGGUCCCGCGGAGGCGGAGCCCGCGGCGCGGUGCAUGCCGGGACGGCGGUGGGCGGUGCCUGCGCUCGCAUCAUGGCGGCUGAGUGGGCUUCUCGUUUCUGGCUUUGGGCUGCGCUGCUGAUUCCUGUGGCCGCGGUCUACGAAGACCAAGUGGGCAAGUUUGAUUGGAGACAGCAGUAUGUUGGGAAGCUCAAGUUUGCCUCCUUGGAAUUUUCCCCUGGAUCUAAGAAGUUGGUUGUAGCCACAGAGAAGAAUGUGAUUGCAGCAUUAAAUUCCAGAACUGGGGAGAUCUUGUGGCGCCAUGUUGACAAGGGCACGGCAGAAGGGGCUGUGGAUGCCAUGCUGCUUCACGGACAGGAUGCAAUCACUGUGUCCAAUGGAGGAAGAAUCAUGCGUUCCUGGGAGACUAACAUCGGGGGCCUGAACUGGGAGAUAACCUUGGACAGUGGCAGUUUCCAGGCACUUGGGCUGGUUGGCCUGCAGGAGUCUGUGAGGUACAUCGCAGUCCUGAAGAAGACGACGCUUGCCCUCCAUCACCUCUCCAGUGGGCACCUCAAGUGGGUGGAACAUCUCCCAGAAAGUGACAGCAUCCACUACCAGAUGGUGUAUUCUUACGGCUCUGGGGUGGUGUGGGCCCUCGGUGUUUUUCCUUUCAGCCAUGUGAACAUUGUCAAGUUUAAUGUAGAAGAUGGAGAGAUUGUUCAGCAGGUCAGGGUUUCAACUCCAUGGCUGCAGCACCUGUCCGGAGCCUGUGGCGUGGUGGAUGAGGCUGUCCUGGUGUGUCCUGACCCGAGCUCACGUUCCCUCCAAACUUUGGCUCUGGAGACGGAAUGGGAGCUGAGACAGAUCCCGCUGCAGUCUCUCGACUUAGAAUUUGGAAGUGGAUUCCAACCCCGGGUCCUGCCCACCCAGCCCAACCCAGUGGACGCUUCCCGGGCCCAGUUCUUCCUGCACUUGUCCCCAAGCCACUAUGCUCUGCUGCAGUACCAUUACGGCACCCUGAGUUUGCUUAAAAACUUCCCACAGACUGCCCUAGUGAGCUUUGCCACCACUGGGGAGAAGACGGUGGCUGCAGUCAUGGCCUGUCGGAAUGAAGUGCAGAAACCUAGCAAUUCUGAAGAUGGGUCAAUGGGGAGCUUUCCGGAGAAGUCUAGUUCAAAGGACUCUCUGGCUUGCUUCAAUCAGACCUACACCAUUAACCUGUAUCUCGUGGAGACAGGUCGGCGGCUGCUGGACACCACAAUUACAUUUAGCCUGGAACAGAGCGGCACUCGGCCUGAGCGGCUGUAUAUCCAGGUGUUCUUGAAGAAGGAUGACUCAGUGGGCUACCGGGCUUUGGUGCAGACGGAGGAUCAUCUGCUACUUUUCCUGCAGCAGUUGGCAGGGAAGGUGGUGCUGUGGAGUCGUGAGGAGUCCCUGGCAGAAGUGGUGUGCCUAGAGAUGGUGGACCUCCCCCUGACUGGGGCACAGGCCGAGCUGGAAGGAGAAUUUGGCAAAAAGGCAGCGAUUCAAGAUGGCUUGCUGGGGAUGUUCCUGAAACGCCUCUCGUCUCAGCUUAUCCUGCUGCAAGCAUGGACUUCCCACCUCUGGAAAAUGUUUUACGAUGCUCGGAAGCCCCGAAGUCAGAUUAAGAAUGAGAUCAACAUUGACACCCUGGCCAGAGAUGAAUUCAACCUCCAGAAGAUGAUGGUGAUGGUAACAGCCUCAGGCAAGCUUUUUGGCAUUGAGAGCAGCUCUGGCACCAUCCUGUGGAAACAGUAUCUACCCAACGUCAAGCCAGACUCCUCCUUUAAACUGAUGGUUCAGAGAACUACUGCUCAUUUCCCCCACCCCCCCCAGUGUACCCUGCUGGUGAAGGACAAGGAGUCGGGAAUGAGUUCUCUGUAUGUCUUCAAUCCCAUUUUUGGGAAGUGGAGUCAGGUGGCUCCCCCAGUGCUGAAGCGCCCCAUCUUGCAGUCCUUGCUUCUCCCAGUCAUGGAUCAAGACUACGCCAAGGUGUUGCUGUUGAUAGAUGAUGAAUACAAGGUCACAGCUUUUCCAGCCACUCGGAAUGUCCUGCGACAGCUACAUGAGCUUGCCCCUUCCAUUUUCUUCUAUUUGGUGGAUGCGGAGCAGGGACGGCUAUGUGGAUAUCGGCUUCGAAAGGAUCUCACCACUGAGCUGAGUUGGGAGCUGACCAUUCCCCCGGAAGUACAGCGGAUCGUCAAGGUGAAGGGGAAACGCAGCAGUGAGCACGUUCAUUCCCAGGGCCGUGUGAUGGGGGACCGCAGUGUGCUCUACAAGAGCCUGAACCCCAACCUGCUGGCUGUGGUGACGGAGAGCACAGACACACAUCAUGAGCGCACCUUUAUUGGCAUCUUCCUCAUUGAUGGCGUCACUGGGCGUAUCAUCCACUCCUCUGUGCAGAAGAAAGCCAAGGGCCCUGUCCAUAUCGUGCAUUCAGAGAACUGGGUGGUGUACCAGUACUGGAACACCAAGGCUCGGCGCAAUGAGUUUACCGUACUGGAGCUCUAUGAGGGCACUGAGCAAUACAACGCCACUGCCUUCAGCUCCCUGGACCGCCCCCAGCUGCCCCAGGUCCUGCAGCAGUCCUAUAUCUUCCCAUCCUCCAUCAGUGCCAUGGAGGCCACCAUCACCGAGCGGGGCAUCACCAGCCGACACCUGCUGAUUGGACUACCUUCUGGAGCAAUUCUUUCCCUUCCUAAGGCUUUGCUGGAUCCCCGCCGCCCCGAGAUCCCAACAGAACAAAGCAGAGAGGAGAACCUAAUCCCGUAUUCUCCAGAUGUACAGAUACAUGCAGAGCGAUUCAUCAACUAUAACCAGACAGUUUCUCGAAUGCGAGGUAUCUACACAGCUCCCUCGGGCCUGGAGUCCACUUGUUUGGUUGUGGCCUAUGGUUUGGACAUUUACCAAACUCGAGUCUACCCAUCUAAGCAGUUUGACGUUCUGAAGGAUGACUAUGACUACGUGUUAAUCAGCAGCGUCCUCUUUGGCCUGGUUUUUGCCACCAUGAUCACUAAGAGACUAGCACAGGUGAAGCUCCUGAAUCGGGCCUGGCGAUAAAGACCAAAGACUGUGCCUAAAAGUGGAAGCCAGGGGAGUGUGGGUCAGAAAAGCAGCUACAGCUGCAGUUUGGUGGAUUGGUGGAGUGUGUGUGUGUGUGUGUG
Molecule: messenger RNA, 3377 nt
Organism: Mandrillus leucophaeus (drill)
Lineage: Eukaryota; Metazoa; Chordata; Mammalia; Primates; Cercopithecidae
Gene: EMC1
Product: ER membrane protein complex subunit 1
Exons: 24
Coding region: 283-3273 (996 amino acids)
Biological process (GO): protein folding in endoplasmic reticulum
Cellular component (GO): EMC complex
Molecular function (GO): protein binding
Source: RefSeq, a predicted model, not a curated record